AUGGUCAAUGAGGUCAACCAGUAUAUGUCUAAUUUAACUGAAGGUGAAAGAAAGACAUAUUUGACUUCUGACACAACGUGUAAAGACGAUGGUUCAAGUUCAAUUCUUGCUGAUGUGCAUACACCAGAAUUCCUAAAUACUAUAAGAGCAUUCAGCCUUCCAAUUCAUUCUUUGACUUUAAAAGUGGGGUUUCCUGUAAUGUUAAUGGGGAACAUUGAUCAUAGUCUUGGUUUAUGCAAUGGAACUAGGUUGGUGGUAACAAAAUUAGGCAAUCAUGUUGUUGAAGGAAGCAUAUUGGCAAGUCCUAAUGCUGGGACUAAGACGCUUUCCAAUGUUGGUUUGAUACUCAAGAAACCAGUUUUUGUGCCUGGCCGAUUAUAUGUUGCUACAUCAGGAGUGAGUCAACCAGAUGAACUAAAAAUUUUAGUAUGUGAUGAAUCAAAACAAGAUUCUUUUGCUGCUGUUUUGCCAAGCGAAUCGCGUAAACCCUAA
This is a messenger RNA of Ipomoea triloba (trilobed morning glory), 492 nucleotides long. RefSeq lists its product as uncharacterized. The record is from RefSeq and is a predicted model, not a curated record. Lineage: Eukaryota; Viridiplantae; Streptophyta; Magnoliopsida; Solanales; Convolvulaceae. The transcript has 3 exons. The coding region runs from base 1 to 492 and encodes 163 amino acids.